UACUAAUUCCAUGCAAUAUAUGCACAAGCUCACGAUGAAUAACAUAUUUUUGUAUCUUCACAGACCAACAUUCCCAAAUUUUCACCGGAAAUGAUUGUAGAGGACCAACCGAUGUACGAUCCGAAUGAAUUGACCGACGAUGAAGACGAAGAUCGCAUCCCCAUUUUGGCCAAUCCGAUGCUGGGCAGCACUACCACCGCGGCGACAUCCACCGGUCAGCUCACCAUCCAAACCGAGAAUAUCGGCCCCGAAGGGUCGUGGCAAUGAUGAUUUCAUGAUGACCGUUUCGCCGAGCCUGUUGACACCCUCGGACUUGGAAAUCUGGCGUGCCAUCAAGCAAGGGCUGGAUCCGAAGAAGAUUCCACAGAACUACGGUUUAUCGGUCGCUGCCGGCUACGGUGAUCGUUACUCGAAGUCCAUGGCCACCACUCCGACCGCUCAGCUGGGAAUGAUAGCUGAUGAUCCGCAUGAUGGCGCUGGAUGCGACACCGGUAGCAAAUCUGCUCUCGGUUGCUGGACCCGGCCAUGGCCAUCAGCGGCUUGCGUAACUGAUGAAGAUACGAUGUCGUCGACAACAACGGAACACAGUUGA
Molecule: messenger RNA, 592 nt
Organism: Aedes aegypti (yellow fever mosquito)
Lineage: Eukaryota; Metazoa; Arthropoda; Insecta; Diptera; Culicidae
Exons: 2
Coding region: 140-592 (150 amino acids)
Source: RefSeq, a predicted model, not a curated record